Molecule: messenger RNA, 2703 nt
Organism: Rana temporaria (common frog)
Lineage: Eukaryota; Metazoa; Chordata; Amphibia; Anura; Ranidae
Gene: PERP
Product: p53 apoptosis effector related to PMP22
Exons: 3
Coding region: 136-684 (182 amino acids)
Biological process (GO): cell-cell adhesion
Cellular component (GO): cell-cell junction; membrane
Source: RefSeq, a predicted model, not a curated record
UCAGGGCAGAGCCUGGUGAGUCAGGCAAGGUGCGGCUGUAGUGUGAGUCUUUGCAGGGACUAAAGACACUCAGUGUCCGGGAGGAGAAGGAGAAGAGCAUUCCGUACACCGUACAGAAACACCACAGAGCUCACCAUGUUCAAGUGCGGCAUCGCCUACCCCAGGUGUAAGUGGAUCCUUCCACUACUCCUACUCUGCGCCAUCAUCUUCGAUAUCAUCGCCCUGGCCGGCCGGGGAUGGGUGGAGACCGAGUCCGGGAGGGAGUACGCCUCCCUAUGGGAGAGCUGCAAGACCACCGACAACACCUGUAUCUCCAUCAUGAACUACGCCUGGGGUAAAGCAACAGCUGCACUUCUGAUCAUUGGAUUCAUCAUCCUUAUCGUGUGCUUCAUUAUCUCCUUUGUUGCUCUGUGUUCACCGGUUAUCAAUCUGUUGAGGAUCAUUGGAUUACUUCUGUUCUUGGCUGUCAUUUUGCAGAUCAUUGCACUGAUCAUCUACCCUGUAAAGUACACCUCAGACUUGGCACUGUUCGUUGAAAACUACCUGUACAGCUGGACCUAUGGCUUUGGUUGGGGCAGCACAAUCAUUAUGUUUGGUUGUGGAAUCUUCUUCUGCUGCCUCCCCAACUUUGAGGAUGAACUAUUGGGCAACGCCAAAACCAAAUACUUCUACACAUCACAAUAAAGUCAAGGGCUGAGACUGUUUUCCUUCUGCCAUAUAAAAAUAGACUGUUCUAUUAGACGUCUCCCUAGCUUAUCGGGCACAUUUUAUUUGAUUAGGUUGUAUUUCUAGCAAAACAAAAUGCCAUUGUUUUAAUUGGAUAUAUUUUUCUACUACUAAUGUUUUGUAUAAAUUUGACUGGAAUAUAGUAUUGUCCUGAAUAGUAGAUUUUUCACCUAGCAAACUAUAUGUAUUGGUUGUACACACCGAACUAAUGAAAGUAUUUGACCUUUUGUAAACAUUUUAAGUAAAUUGUUUGUUUUCAAUUUAAAACUCUUACUAAUAGUUUUGUUUUUAUCAGAAACAAAUGUAGAAAAUGAAAACGUAAACUAAUAAUUUUGUGCAGAAAAAAAUACUAAUACCAAUAAUAUACUAUUAUCGAUAGCUGUAACCAUUUUUUGUUUGCAUGGUGCUUGUGUUACUAUGUCUGCAUUUAGGGUGGAAAUAAGGUUAGCAUAAAUAUUUGUCUACUGUGGCUCUUUGCGUUAAAACUUUAAUAAGGAAACGUAUAGCAGUUUCCCACAUCUGGAAAUUUAAACCAACACACUGACCCUGGAAAAUUCUUUUGAACCUCCUCAGUUUCUACCCUUUAAAUCUCAUGGUUAAAGAUAAACCAACUGGGAUUGGUAUUGACUGUCACACAUGCCUUGUGUCCCCUGAUCAGGAGGCAUCCAAAUAAGGGUCACAUAGCAAAUCAAUCCUGCCUACUGCUUCUCAUUAGAUUUUUUUAUUUAUUGGGUCAUAUGCGUGUGUCUGAAGCUUCUAAUAAAGAACUGAAUUUACCUCGCAAGCAUUCCAGUUGCAUGCCGUAUUUACCAGCUUUUUGUUAAUGACACUGCACAAAGCUGUUGCAUGGAUACAUUUGUAUCUGGUAUACGAUUGAGCAGCUCUGUACAGUGUGCAAAGCAAAAAUUACCAUAUUUUUUUUUUUUCCUUUUUACUGUUCAUAGAACGGUUUCUGAAAAGCACUGAAUUAUGGCUAGUUUGCAGUAAACGCGCAUUCCAUGCAACUUUCCUGCACUGUGUUCCAAAUGCAUUGCAGUUGCGAUCUGCAGCGAGUAUUAAUGUUAAUCUAAUGACAUCCCCCCAAACGUUGGUUGCAAACGCAGUGCAUUUGUCUGCACCGGAUUGCAUGGUACACAAGUACCAUGCAAUCUGGUUUCUGUGGUUUUCAUAAAAAGUGGUGCAUGCACUACUUUUGCUGCGAUCCGGCAUGAUUUCAGCCCAUUCAAAUAUAUUGGGCUAAAAUUGCACUGCACCUGAAUUGCAUGUGAAUCUUGCAGGAACGCACAGCGAUUAAUGGUGCAAAUCCACCCCUAAUCAAGUAGUUUGAAGGUUUUUGAGCAUAUUAAAUAGAUCCUCCUUUUUUGUUGUGAUGUGUGUUUUUUUUUUUUUUUUUUUUUUUUUUUGCUGCUUUUCUCUCAGUAAAGCAAGUCUAGAACCUGCCUACAUUUUGAAACUAUUCUUUUAUUGCAUAUGAAUGAUAUUGGUUGACAUUUUAGGUAUCGUGCUUUUCCCAUGCUGGAACAUCUAACUUGCUUAAUAUUGCAGUAGCAAUAGGCAGAAAAAUCUAUUUUGCAGACUUUUUUUUGUUAUGUAUAUUUUAUUUAACUGUUGGCAAUAUACAGUGGAGUAAGUUAGAAUGAACAGCACGUUGCACUUGCUAAGGAUUGUUCUGUUAGUAAUCUUAAUACUGUAUCACUACUGUAAAUAUUGUAGUAACAUGCACAUAUUCAGCUGAUUUGCAAACAAUCAACCUUAUUCAAUAAAGAGUGCCGAUUCUUAAGGAAAGCAAUCCAGGGCAUCAAAACAGAAUUCAUUAUGUACUGAACUAAAGUCGGUGGAAAUUAUGGAUUUUUUUAUUGAAUAAGGCUCAAGUACAUAAUAUUAUACAAUAUUCCAAAUUGUUUGUACUUUAACAUGUUAUGUGUUUAUUCCCACAUUUUUUUUCCAGCUUAACCUUUUUAUUAAAAGUAAAUAAAA